GGCACGGGAGAACUGUUUCAGGGAAAGGGAGACGGGGCGCAGGCAGACGGAAGGGUUUCUUCUGUAUUUUUGUCGCAUAUUCUUCAAAUUUAAUCGGGCGUGUGAAAUACAAUGUUUUUGUUUUAUGUUAGGUCAGCUCAAAUAGAAGGGUAUGGUUUCGAAGCGAGCGAAAGGAAAGAAUAGGCAAGAGCAAGCUAGGAGACUAUUUCCAAUGCAGCUUUCUUCGACUUUAACAGUUAUCUAAAUCGAGGUCAGGUAGAUCACAGAAGAAUCCUCAUGAUCUCCUAAGGGGUCCGAUCAAGUGAUUGACAACUUAAAUUUGGCAGAAAUGGAUGGAUGUCUGGCCAAGACACUUAAAUUACAAUUAGGAGUUCGUGGUCAUUGCAGAAUAUACGUUAAGGGUCAGUGGUUGACAUGGUAGUCCAGGUGACGAAGGUGACAUUGUCCUUGAAGUUUAGGAGAGGUGAUUGUGCGGAGGAUGGUGCAGUUGCAGUUUCGUGGGUUAAGCGUGGUAGCGGUGUGGGGAGGGUAAUGGUGUGUAUGAGAAUAUUAAAGGUGAUGGCAGUUGGGUUGGUUCUUGUGGAAAAUGAAAGGUCGUGGUAACAGAAGAGAAAUGCGGACGUGACAGAGUAGGGGAGAUGGUGUGGGAAGAUGACAGAGGCGGCGUUACAAAUCAAUAGUGGUGACGCUGCUCACUCCCGGAGACUGCUUGAUGUGAUAUCACUAGUUGGGAUUUCAAAAAGGCGUCAGUUAUACAGACAAUCAGCGCGUCAUUCUCCAGAUUACAGACAUCAAUGAUGAGCCCCCAUACUUCAUCAAUCGUCCCCUUCCAAUGCAAGCAGUGGUCAAACUCAAUGCUGCUCCGAACACACCAGUCUUCACUCUACAGGCUCGGGACCCUGACAAGGAUCAUGACAUUCAUUAUUUCCUUGUCAGAGAUCGAACUGGUGGAAGGUUUGAAGUAGAUGAAAAGUCUGGUGUAGUGAGAACUCGUGGAUCCGAGAUGUUCCAGCUGGACAUGGAGUAUGUUCUGUAUGUGAAGGCAGAAGAUCAGAAUGGAAGGAUUGACGACAAGCACUUCCAGGCCACGCCUGAGGAACGCCUUUCCAUUGUUGGUGGUAAGAGGCCACCACAAUUUUAUCUGCCAAAAUAUGAGAAGACCAUCCUUGAAAAUGCUCCCAAGGAUUCAGACAUCAUAUCAGUAAAAGCAAAAUCCUUUGCUGACCGUGAGAUCCGAUACACCUUGAAAGCCAAAGGUCAGGGAGCUGGAACUUUCAACAUUGGUCCUACAUCUGGCAUUGUUAAGUUGGCUAAAGAGCUUGAUUUUGAAGAUGUCCGUCAGCCUCACAUCUACCAGCUGGUUAUCACUGCAACUGAAGAUUCUGGUGGAUUCUCCACAUCUGUUGAUCUGACCAUCAAGGUAACAGAUGUGAACGACAACCCACCCAAGUUCGAUCUUCCAGAUUACCAGGCACAUAACAUUGAUGAAGACAUACCCAUCGGUUCUUCCAUACUCAAGGUCAAAGCACGAGAUGAUGACUCUGGAACAAAUGCUGAGAUUGUGUAUAGUGUGUCUGACGAUCACUUCCGAGUGGACAACAAAGGCAUAAUAUAUAAUAGAAGGACUCUUGAUGCUGAUGACAACAAUGCCUACUAUGAGUUUGUUGUCACUGCUACAGACAGAGGUGAACCUGCCAAGGCAGGAACUGCUACAGUGCGUAUCUAUACCAAGAAUAAGAACGAUGAAGAACCAAAGUUUUCACAGCAAGUAUACACUCCAAAUGUAGAUGAAAAUGCAGGACCAAACACACUUGUAACAACUGUUGUGGCUUCAGAUAAAGAUGGAGACAAUGUUGACUUUGGUUUUGUUGGUGCUAAUCGUAAUUCUGGUCAGUUUGUCAUUGAAAAAAUGACUGGUGUCAUCCGAUUGCACAAUGGCCCAAUCUCCCUCGACCGAGACAAAUACGAAUUGAAUGUUACUGCUGUUGAUGAUGGAAACUGUUGUCCAGGUGGCCAGCAAACCCGCCAUACAUCCACUGCUGUUGUUGUCGUCUUCAUCACUGAUGUGAAUGACAACAAACCAGUGUUCAAGGACUGUGCUUCAUACCAUGCCAAGGUUGAAGAGUCUGCCCCUAACGGUUCUCCAGUAAUAACUGUACAUGCAACUGAUGAAGAUAAGGGUGUUAAUGGACAGGUUCGGUACAGCAUUGUGCAGCAACCAAAUCAAAAGGGAACAAAAUUCACUGUUGACACAGAAACAGGUGAAGUAACCACCAACAAAGUGUUCGAUCGUGAAGGCGAAGACGGAAAGUUUGUGUCUGUUACAGUAAAAGCAACAGAUAAUGGAGACCCAUCAUUAGAGGGUGUUUGCUCAUUCACUGUAGAAAUUACAGAUAUUAAUGACAACCCUCCAUUAUUUGAUCGUCAGAAAUAUGUUGAAAAUGUCAAGCAGGACACAAAUGUGGGAACAAAUAUCCUUCGUGUUUCGGCUUCUGAUGAGGAUGCUGACAACAAUGGUGCCAUCAUAUACAACCUAACAAUGGCUACAAACCCUGAUGACCUGUCUUACUUUGAGAUCCAGCCAGAAUCAGGGUGGAUUGUUCUCAAGAAACCGCUGGACCGAGAAUCGUACCGGCUGACCGCCGUAGCUCAGGACCGUGGAUUCCCUCCACUGUCUCGCACGGUGGACGUUCAGAUUGAUGUAGUGGAUCGCGCCAACAACCCUCCUGUAUGGACCCAGUCCAUCUAUGGCCCCAUUUACAUCAAGGAAAACUUGCCAGUAGGGGCAGGAGUUAUCUCAGUGAAGGCCAGCUCUGGUAUAGAGGACAACCCUGUGGUUUUCUAUCGUAUCAUCCGAGGAUCAACAGCCCAAACGAACAAGCACGAUACCUUCUAUUUACAACAACGUCCAGACAAUGGUGACACCUGGGCAGAUAUCAAAGUUAAUCAUCCCUUAGACUACGAGAGUAUAAAGGAAUACAAUUUAACUGUGCGAGUAGAGAACAAUGGGCCACAACAACUAGCCUCAGAAGCUACCAUCUAUGUUGUGCUAGAAGAUGUGAACGAUGAGAUUCCUUUGUUCACUGAACGAGAACAGGAGACUGUACUUGAAGGAGAGCCCAUUGGUACCAAGGUCACUCAGGUCAAUGCUAUUGACAAGGAUGGAACUUACCCCAACAAUGAGGUUCUCUACCGCAUUGUCGAUAGUCCUCGGAAUGAAGGGAAGGACUUCUUUGAAAUCAGGGAACGAACAGGAGAGAUUUUCACUCGGGUAGAGUUUGAUCGAGAAGAGAAACAAGCGUAUGCCCUUGAAGUAGAAGCUCGAGAUGGUGCUGCAUCGGCUCGACCAAAUGCCAAUGGACGCCCCAAUACAGGUACAGGUGGUAUACACUCUGGAAAGUUGUCAGCAGUUUGUGACAAGUUAACUGGCUUACAUUUUGCAAAGUGGUCUGGUAACGGUGUAUGGGAGUCCAAUAUGGCGCGGCUUGACUAUCGUCUUUAUAUUAAGCUAGAAACAAACUUUCAGGAUGUUUUACGGAAGUUUUCUCCAAAGAAGAAUAUAAAGCAGACUGGGAUCAGAAAGUUUAACAAGUGA
Messenger RNA from Penaeus vannamei (Pacific white shrimp), 3595 nucleotides. NCBI's taxonomy places the organism in Eukaryota, Metazoa, Arthropoda, Malacostraca, Decapoda, Penaeidae. The record is from RefSeq and is a predicted model, not a curated record.